Molecule: messenger RNA, 390 nt
Organism: Trichophyton benhamiae CBS 112371
Lineage: Eukaryota; Fungi; Ascomycota; Eurotiomycetes; Onygenales; Arthrodermataceae
Exons: 3
Coding region: 1-390 (129 amino acids)
Cellular component (GO): mitochondrion; cytosol
Molecular function (GO): deaminase activity
Source: RefSeq, a predicted model, not a curated record
AUGGAGCUUGUUUUUACCAAGGACGCCUGUCCCCGUAAGUCGAGUCUCGCCCCUCCAUUGCCCCGCCGGAGCCAAGCCAUCAAGGCUGGCGGGCAAGUCUUCGUCUCCGGCCAAAUUCCCGCCGACAACACUGGCAAGCUACUCGAGGGAAGCAUUGCUGAGAAGACUGACCUCUGUUGCCGCAACAUCUGUGCUGUACUGGCUGCUGCUGGCUCCUCCAUUGAUAAGGUCGUCAAGGUUAACGUCUUCCUCGUUGAUAUGGCUGACUUUGCAGAGAUGAACGGAGUGUUUGAGAAGUACUUCUCCCACAAGCCUGCUCGCAGCUGUGUUGCCGUGCAUCAGCUUCCCAAGGGUGUUCCAGUCGAGCUUGAGUGUAUUGCUCUCCAGUAG